AUGUCUUCCGCCGUCGUCCCCGCGGACGAUAUCCUCGAGCCCACUCUCCAAAACAUCCUCGACCAAAAAAGCCUACGAUGGAUCUUCGUUGGUGGAAAGGGUGGUGUUGGCAAAACAACCACCUCGUGCUCUCUCGCCAUUCAGCUUGCCAAAGUCAGGAAGUCGGUCCUGUUGAUCUCCACCGACCCUGCGCACAAUUUGAGUGAUGCCUUUGGGCAAAAGUUCGGCAAGGAAGCGAGACUCAUCGAUGGGUUUGACAACUUGAGCGCGAUGGAAAUUGAUCCGAGUGCGAGCAUGCAGGACCUCAUGGCUGCGGGUGGGGACCAAGCGGAGGAUAUGGGAUUUGGAUUGGGAGGGAUGAUGCAAGAUUUGGCGUUUAGUAUACCCGGUGUUGAUGAAGCCAUGUCCUUUGCGGAAGUGUUGAAGCAGGUCAAGUCCCUAUCGUAUGAAGUUAUUGUUUUCGAUACUGCGCCAACCGGCCAUACUCUCCGCUUCUUGCAAUUUCCGACCGUCCUCGAAAAGGGUCUUGCCAAAUUAUCUCAGUUGUCAAGCCAGUUUGGCCCAAUGCUAAACUCUGUCCUGGGCGCAAGAGGGGGCCUGCCAGGGGGCCAGAAUCUCGACGAUGUUUUAUCGAAGAUGGAGUCCCUCCGGGAAACCAUCAGCGAAGUUAAUACCCAAUUCAAAAACGCAGACCUCACCACAUUCGUGUGCGUAUGCAUUGCAGAGUUCUUGUCCUUGUAUGAGACGGAGCGGAUGAUUCAGGAGCUGACAAGUUAUCACAUUGACACCCAUGCCAUUGUCGUUAACCAGCUUCUCUUCCCUGGAAAGGAUAGCACAUGUGAUCAGUGCAAGGCGAGGCGGAAAAUGCAAAAGAAAUAUCUAAACGAGAUUGAAGAGUUAUACGAGGAUUUUAACGUGGUUCGAAUGCCUCUACUAGUUGAGGAGGUUCGGGGAAAGGAGAAACUUGAAAGAUUCAGUGAUAUGCUUGUACAUCCAUAUCAGCCCCCCCAAGAGUAG
This is a messenger RNA of Uncinocarpus reesii 1704, 1017 nucleotides long. Its product is annotated as arsenical pump-driving ATPase. The record is from RefSeq and is a predicted model, not a curated record. NCBI's taxonomy places the organism in Eukaryota, Fungi, Ascomycota, Eurotiomycetes, Onygenales, Onygenaceae. Gene Ontology annotation, molecular function: ATP hydrolysis activity; ATP binding. Gene Ontology annotation, biological process: post-translational protein targeting to endoplasmic reticulum membrane. The transcript has 3 exons. Gene Ontology annotation, cellular component: GET complex. Bases 1 to 1017 code for a protein of 338 amino acids.